AUGAAAUGGACCAAGUAUUUAAUUAUUAUAGGUUGUGUUUUCAAAAACAGCAAUCAAAGCGUGCUCAAAAACCCUCCAAACUUAAAUAGCAUCGCAGAAACUGAGCCAAAAAAUCAAGUUUUAGAAGUAGUCAUUAAAAAUAAAGAAUGCACGGACAAGACCGAAGGUAGACUUGAAAGCAGUAAUGUAAAAGAAUGUUCUAAGUCUGAAAAUAAUACUUUGAAGGCCAGGAUCCAAAAUAUCAAACUGAAUCCGACCAAGGACGAUUAUUUUAACACCCAAGAAAAAUGCUAUGUUGUCAACACCACAUUCGUGCCUGUUUCUGAUAUUGAAAAACUAGUUGAGGAAUUCCAAAAACACCAAAAAGCUGUUAGAUUUAUUUACAAAAGGAAUAUUCUGGGAUUUUCGUUCUGUGCCCCAUACAAUAUUGUAUCAAAAAUAGUAGAAUCAAUUACUGGAAAAUACUCGCUUGUAAAUAUUGAAGAAGACAAGAUAUUCAAAUUGGCCUACACCGAACAGUACAGCCAAAAGUCACAACAAAACGUACAGAAAAUGCUCAUCAAUUCAACAUUUGAAGAGAAAAUUGUCAUUUCAUCCACAAACAACAAUGCCAACGAAGCCAUAAAACAGGACAGAAAAAUCGUUCAAUCACACUUGCCCCUUCAUUUCUUUAGAAUGAUGAACACAGGAAACCUAAUAUUUAAUAACUAUUUUCUAGAUAACAUCAUAUUUAGACUUUUGGGAAUCAACAAACUUAUCAAAUAUUUUUAUAAGUACGAAUAUUCAUAUGAUGGGAAAGGCAUACAAGUAAAAGUAAUCGGUACACCAAAAUGCAAUAGCAAUAGAAUAGUCAAUGAAGCACUAUUAAAUAAUAUAGAAUACUCCCUUUCAAAAGGUUCUAAGGUAGAAUUUAUUGAAACAGUAAGUUGUGAUAGAACAAUCAAACUGUCAAAAUUACUCCAUGUUUUGGAACAAAUAAGCAAUGCCAAUAUAUUGGUCAUUCCUCUGUAUGGACCAUAUUCAGAAGCCUUGGAUGCUGCUCUUAAAAGAAUAUCGCGAAGAAUGACUGUAAUCACAGCUGCAGGAGAUGAUGGCGAAGAAGGAUGCAAUUACAGUCCAAAUGGAAAAUAUAUCAUAAAAGUAGGUUCUGCAACUAAGCACGGACAAAUCAGCGAAUUUUCAAAUAGGGGUAAUUGUGUGAAUUUGUACUCAUUGGGUGAAGACAUUUUAGAUAAGAGUGGAACUAGCUACAGUGCCGCAUUUAUUGCGGGUGCAGUUGCUAUUUAUAAGGAAAAGAACCCUGAUGCCACACAUCAUGACAUACUAAGAUUUCUUUUUUAUAGUUCUGUUAGAAAUGAAUAUAAUCAGCCAAUAUUCAAAAUACCGUAUUUAUCAACUGAUGAGUCUGAAAAGAUGAAAAGGCCCGUUUAUUAUUCUUUGUAUGAAGUUAUGUUUUACAAUCUUCUAAUAGCACUAUUUGUGAUGGUUUUAAUAUGCUUAACGGUAUAUUUGAUCAAGAGAAUCAGAGAAAGAAAUGCUGAUAGAAGUUAUUUUGCAAGGAGUUUAAGGCAAAGGGCCAGCCCACUUGAAAGUACCAGAAGAUAA
Molecule: messenger RNA, 1605 nt
Organism: Vittaforma corneae ATCC 50505
Lineage: Eukaryota; Fungi; Microsporidia; Nosematidae
Exons: 1
Coding region: 1-1605 (534 amino acids)
Biological process (GO): proteolysis
Molecular function (GO): serine-type endopeptidase activity
Source: RefSeq, a predicted model, not a curated record